Molecule: messenger RNA, 2341 nt
Organism: Camelus dromedarius (Arabian camel)
Lineage: Eukaryota; Metazoa; Chordata; Mammalia; Artiodactyla; Camelidae
Gene: COMMD5
Product: COMM domain containing 5
Exons: 2
Coding region: 216-890 (224 amino acids)
Cellular component (GO): nucleus
Source: RefSeq, a predicted model, not a curated record
CCCUUAAGAACAACCCGGAGGCUUAGGCCCCGCCCCUCGGGCCGCGGGUGGCAGAAGGCGGCUCCUCCCGCCGUCCCGGAGGUGCCCGGAAGUGGUUCUGGGUCGCCUCCGGGACCAGGCCGCGCGCGCCGCCGCUCUCCGCUCGGGACCGCGUGCCAGACAGUUGCAGCAGACACCUCCAGCCUGGGCUGACUGAUUAAACAGCGGAAAGCAGAAUGUCUGCGGUGGGUCCUGCGGCUCCAUACCCGCAUCACCCUGGUGACAGUCACAGUGGCCGGGUGAGUUUCCUGGGGGCUCAGCUGCCCCCAGAGGUGGCAGCAAUGCCCCGGCUCCUGGGGGACCUGGACAGGGGCACAUUCAGAAAGUUGCUGAAGCUGGUGGUUAGCAGCCUGCAGGGAGAAGACUGCCGCGAGGCUAUGUGGCGCCUGGGGGCUGGUGCAGAACUAUCUGAGAAGCGGCUGGGAGCGCUGAUCGCUGGCACACACACCCUGGUCCAGCAGGCCCUCCGGCUGCCCCCAGCCAGCCUGAAGCCCGAAGCCUUCAAGAAGCAGCUCCAGGAGCUCUGCAUCCCGCAAGACCUGGCUGUGGACUUGGCCAGUGUGGUGUUUGGGAGCCAGCGGCCUCUCCUUGACUCUGUGGCCAGGCGGCAGGGGGCCUGGUUGCCCCACGUUGCUGACUUCCGGUGGAGGGUGGACGUGGCGAUCUCCACCAGCGCCCUGGCCCGCUCCCUGCAGCCCAGCGUCCUGAUGCAGCUAGAGCUCUCGGAUGGGUCAGCGCACCGCUUCGAGGUCCCCACAGCCAAGUUCCAGGAGCUGCGGUUUGGCGUUGCCCUUGUCCUGAAGGAGAUGGCUGACCUAGAGAAGAGGUGCGAGCGCAGACUGCAGGACUGACCUCUGGCCAGCCCCUUUCCAGCCACCCCGGGACAGCUGGCUGACAGGUGUCUCCGGAGCAAAGCCCACCCUUCCUAGGAGACACUCCAGGGACAGUGUUUGAGUGGCAUUCUCUAAGUGAAGGCAGCUAUGUCUUUCCACCUUUUUUGGAAGUAAAGUAACUAUUAAAAAAACAUGUCUUACUGGUUAGGCGUUGAACUGCAGGCCCCCUCUCCAGCUAUCAGUCGGUCCUCUUGCUGGGUAAGGGCACCCACUACUCCAGUGUGGCCGGGUCUUGUGCUCUGGCCUCAGUCUGGGGUCCAGGCCAAAGCCUUUGUAAGGACACGGAGGUUGCCUGGCCCCAUGUAGCAUCUUAGCUCUUGCGCAUUUGCUUUUGUGAACUGUGUGUUUCAGUGAACAUUUCACCCUCUGUCUGAAAUCCCUGUCUGAAACCCUCCUCCUUAAGAAGCCAGCAUUCUAGUGGGGAGGGGGAACAUUAUAAUAAUGCAUAAUAAAAAACAGCUGGCAUGCUUGUUAGAGGGUGACGUUUUCAUAUCCUUUUUCACCAUAAGUUACUGUAAGAUAAUGAAUAUGAUUAUUUGUGCUAUACAGUAUAAACUUGUUGUUUAUGUAUUUUAUGUGUGCUACUUAGUAUCUGCACCUCUGGAACUCCCAAUUUAUCCCUUCCUACCCUCUUCCACCCCGGUAACCGUAAGUUUGUUUUCUGUGUCUGUGAGUCUUUCUGUUUUGUGAAUAAGUUCAUUUGUCUUUUUGUUUGUUUGUUUAGAUUCCACAUAUGAGUGAUAUCAUAUGGUAUUUUUCUUUCUGUGGCUUACUUCACUUAGAAUGAUGAUCUCCAGGUCCAUCCAUGUUGCUGCAAAUGACAUUUUAUUCUUUUUAUGGCUGAGUAGUUUUCCAUUUCAUACACACACACACCCACACACACACCCACAACUUCUUUAUCCAGUCAUCUGUUGAUGGACAUUUAGGUUGCUUCUGUGUCUUUGCUAUUGUAAACAGUGCUGCUAAGAACAUUGGGGUGCAUCUAUCUUUUUGAAUUAAGUCUCCCUCUGUAUAUAUGCCCAGGAGUGGGAUUGCUGGAUCAUAUGGUAAGUCUAUUUUUAGUCUUUUGAGGAAUCUCCAUACUGUUUUCCAUAAUGGCUGCACCAAACUACAUUCCCACCAACAGUGUAGGAGGGUUCCCUUUUCUCCACACCCUCCCCAUUAUUUAUCAUUUGUGGACUUUUGAAUGCUGGCCAUUCUGACUAGUAGGAGGUAAUACCUCAUUGUAGUUUUGAUUUGUAUUUCUCUGAUACUUAGUGAUGAUGAGCAGUUUUUAAUGUGCCUAUUGGCCAUUUGUAUGUCUUCAUUGGAGAAUUGCUUGUUUGGGUCUUCUGCCCACUUUUGGAUUGGAUUGUUUGUUUUUUUAUUAUUAAGAGUUGUAUGAGCUGUUUAUAUAUUCUGGAAAUUAA